CUCGACGAUGAAUCGAUUUCAUAGGUCAGAUAUUGUUAUUCAUGAUAUUGAUCUGAUUCGAUAUCAUCGAGAUGGAAUUCAUCCCAUGAAUUUCGAGGCAAAGGGUUUAGCAUCUCUAUGGGAUUAAAUCCCGAGUUAUUGCGAAGUAAAGAAAAACAAAACGAUGAGAUUAUGGAAGUAAAUAUUCUCGCAUUUAUUGCUACUGCACUCUUCAUUCUAGUUCCUACUGCUUUUUUACUUAUAAUUUAUGUAAAAACUGUUAGUCAAAGUGAUUAAUUUGAAUGAAACUUGACUUCUUAGUUCUCAUCAAUAUGAACGAUUAAAGAAAAACUGAAAAAAAAAAAUUCCAAUUGCGUGUCUUAGAUCAAAUGAACAAACUAGAAUAAGUAGUAUCUAUUCAAUAGGAUCUGACAGUACGGUAGAAAGAACUAUAGAGUUCUUUUUACCAUACUAUCCAUUUGUUUUUUCGAAUUUCUAAAGAAUAAAGAAUUCGGUUUGAAUCCAUUUUUGAUUUCUUGGUCUUUCGAAAAAGGAACACGAGAAUCAUGGAAAGAAUUUUUUUUUAUUAUCUAUUAUGAUUCCAUUUUGAAAAAGUCUUAUUCAUAUAUUAUUUAUAGAAUUCAUUAUUCCACUUGAAUCCAAUAGAAUAAUUUGUAAAUUUUGUAAAUAAAGAUAUUUUCAAUUGAAUUUAAAUCGUUCAAUUGAAAAGUUUUUGCAAGAAGAUCCGGAAAAAAAUUGAUACAAUUUCACUUCUCAACUUAACUUGUACUCCUAAAGUCCACUUCUUCCCCACACUACGAGUGAAAGCGAAAAUGUAAAGAUUACCAUUAAAGCAGCCCAAGCGAGACUUACUAUAUCCAUGUGAAUUAUGUCCCCUAUCUCUAUGAAUUUGAAAGAAUUUUUCCAUUAUUGUUCACUAAAUAUAAUAUAAAUAAUAGUAGAAUCUUUAUUGCAGAGUCAAAAAAAAGGAUUCUGUCCAAUACCACUGAUUAAAAACAAUCAAAAAUUUCAAUUAAUUCGAAGAAUUUCUUCUAGAAUUCUUCGUAGAAUCGGGAAACAUUAAGCACAAGCAAAAAAAAUACGCAGCGACCCGUUUAAUUAGAAGUAUUAAGAGCCUUUCCCGUCGCAUUUCUCCGUUGUGCACAAAUUCAAUAAGUUAUAUGGGCAAAGGGAAUAAGGUAUUUUGCGUCUUUUGUUGAUCAGGCGACACCCGGAUUUGAACCGGGGGAAAAAGGAUUUGCAGUCCACCGCCUUACCGCUCGGCCAUGUCGCCAAAUUAAUACAAAAGAAAGGAAAGUAUACCAUUUGGGGUGGUACUCAAAUUUGCAUCUUAACCCCCAUUUUCAUUUUCUUAACCUUAAGCCCCCUCCUAAAAAAAGGCUUUGAAUCCAUCUCUUCAAUUACUUUUGUCUAGUAUCUCAAAACAUACAUUAGCCAAAUGUAAAUUCUGUUCUCUUUUUAUUGACUAUUGACUAGUGAUAUUGAAGAAAACCAAAUGUGGAUUUUCAGUUCCAAAAAAUAAACAAAUUCGAACCAUUAACUAGUGGCCAAGAAUUCACGAACAAUUCUUGGAUUUGAAUCCAAAAUUGGAUUUUCUUAUGAUAUAUGAUAUAAGAAAAUAAAAAUUGAUACAUAACUAAUCAGUAUUGAUUCGUUUCAAUAAAAAAAUCUUUCUCAAUUUUAAUUAUAACAACAAUUAUGAGUAUAUGUAAACUAAACCCCAGAACAAAAAAUUCUUACAUAGAUAUCGAAUCGGAUAUCUUAACGAGAAUAGAGCUGCAAUAGCAAUAAAAAGAGAGACAUAUAGAUAGAGUUGAGUUAUAUAUGCCCAUGUUUAAUAAGCCUUCUAUUAUGCGCUUUAAUCGUAUUAUCCGAACUCUAUUAAAAAAACUAUCUCUUUUAUGCGAAUCUUUUUUUUGCACUGAAGAAUAACAAUGAAAUCCACAAAAAAGCUCAUUCCUAAAAAAAUAAGAAUCCAAUUUCUAUUUAUUGUUUCUGAUUAUCGGGUCUUUAUCUCAUCGAACAGAUCCAAUUCCGAAUCCAUUUAUUUGAUUAGUAUGUAAUACUAUUCGAAUAUAGAAUAUCAUAAUAGUAAUAUCAGAAGACUAAAGACUAAUAGAAAUAGAAUCACUUUUUGUUUGUUUUGCGAUUCUACCCAAAACCCCAUAAGUCUAAGUUAAGUUGUAUCGGUUGCAAAUUCCAAUUUGAGUAGAAAAUUCUCUUUAUUCCUCUGCUCAUACAUUCCAUAUCCAUAUAUGGAGUUCGAUAAAAGUUUAUGUUAUUUUGUAAACAGAAUAGAAAUCCCAUCAUUGCUAGCUCAAUCUAUAGAAUUGGAUGAAAAACGAUCCAAUUAUGGGAUUUUUCAAUAACUGGGAAAUAAAAAAUGCUUAGGGAUGCAAAUGGGGGACUGUUUACAAUACCUGGAUUUAAUCAGAUUCAAUUUGAAGGAUUUUGUAGGUUUAUUGAUAAGGGUUUAACGGAAGAGCUUUCUAAGUUUCCAAAAGUUGAAGAUACAGAUCAAGAGAUUGAAUUUCAAUUAUUUGUGGAAACAUAUCAAUUGGUGGAACCGUUGAUAAAAGAACGAGAUGCUAUAUAUGAAUCACGCACAUAUUCUUGGGAAUUGUAUGUAUCCGCAGGAUUAAUUAGGAAAACUGGCAGGGAUAUGCAAGAACAAACUAUUUUUAUUGGAAACAUUCCUCUAAUGAAUUCCCUGGGAACUUCUAUAGUAAAUGGAAUAUACCGAAUUGUGAUCAAUCAAAUAUUGCAAAGCCCCGACAUCUAUUAUCAGUCAGAAUUGGACCAUAACGGAAUUUCGGUCUAUACCGGUACGAUAAUAUCAGAUUGUGGGGGGGGGGGGGGGAUUAGAGAUUGAUAGAAAACCAAGGAUAUGGGCUCGUGUGAGUAGGAAACAGAAAAUAUCUAUUCUAGUUCUAUUAGCAGCUAUGGGUUUGAAUCUAAGAGAAAUUCUAGAGAAUGUGUACUACCCCGAAAUUUUCUUGUCUUUCCUGAACGAUAAAGAGAAGAAAAAAAAUUGGUUCAAGCCAUUUUGGAGUUUUAUAAAAAAUUUACUUGUGUAGGCGGCGAUCAAAUAUUUUCAGAAUCCUUAUGUAAAGAAUUACAAAAGAAAUUCUUUCAACAAAGAUGUGAAUUAGGAAGGAUUGGUCGACUAAAUCUGAACCGGAGAUUGAAUCUUGAUAUGUCUCAUAACAAUACAUUUUUGUUACCACGAGAUAUAUUGUCAGCUGCGGAUCAUUUGAUUGGAAUGAGAUUUGGAAUGGGUACAGUUGACGAUAUGAAUCAUUUAAAAAAUAAGCGUAUUCGUUCUGUAGCGGAUCUCUUACAAGAUCAAUUCGGAUUGGCUCUGGUUCGUUUAGAAAAUGUGGUUAGCGGAACUAUAUGUCGAGAAAUUAGCCAAAAAUUGAUACCGACCCCUCAAAAUUUGGUAACUUCAACUUCAUUAACAACCACCUUUGAAUCCUUUUUCAGAUUGCACCCAUUAUCUCAAGUUUUGGAUCGAACUAAUCCAUUGAACCAAAUAGUUCAUGGGAGAAAAUUGAGUUAUUUGGGUCCGGGGGGAUUGACGGGGCGAACUGCGAGUUUUCGGAUACGAGAUAUCCCUCCUAGUCACUAUGGACGCAUUUGCCCAAUUGAUACAUCUGAAGGAAUCAAUGUUGGACUUAUUGGAUCCUUAUCAAUUCAUGCCAAGAUUGAUGCUUGGGGGUCUUUAGAAAGCCCAUUUUAUAAAAUCUCUGACAGAUCAAAAAAAAAACGGAUGCUUUUUUUAUCACCAAAUAGAGACGAAUACUCUAUGGUAGCGGUAGGAAAUUCUUUGGCGAUCAAUCGAAGUGUUCAAGAGGAGCAGGUUGUUCCGGCUCGAUACCGUCAAGAAUUCCUGACUGUUGCGUGGGAACAGGUUCAUUUUCGAAGUAUUUUUCCCUUCCAAUAUUUUUCCAUUGGGGCUUCCCUCAUUCCGUUUAUCGAGCAUAAUGAUGCUAAUCGAGCUUUGAUGAGUUCAAAUAUGCAACGUCAAGCAGUUCCGCUUUCUCGGUCCGAGAAGUGCAUUGUUGGAACUGGAUUGGAACGCCAAGUGGCCCUCGAUUCAGGGGCCACCGCUAUAGCCGAACAUGAGGGAAAGAUAAUUUCUACCGAGAUUGAUAAGAUCCUUUUAUGGGGCAAUGAAGAUACUCUAAGCAUUCCAUUAGUUAUGUAUCAGCGUUCCAACAAAAAUACUUGUAUGCAUCAAAAAACUCAGGUUCGACGGGGUAACUGCAUUAAAAAGGGACAAGUUUUAGCGGAUGGUGCCGCUACAGUUGGCGGCGAACUUGCCUUGGGCAAAAACGUAUUCGUAGCGUAUAUGCCGUGGGAAGGUUACAAUUUUGAAGAUGCGGUUCUUAUUAGCGAACGUCUGGUAUAUGAAGAUAUUUUUACUUCUUUUCACAUACGUAAAUAUGAAAUUCAGACUCAGGCAACAAGCCAAGGACCUGAAAGGAUCACUAAUGAAAUACCACAUUUAGAAGCCCAUUUACUCCGAAAUUUAGACAAAAAUGGAAUUGUUAUGUUGGGAUCUUGGGUCGAGACAGGUGAUAUUUUAGUAGGUAAAUUAACGCCUCAAAUCGCGAAAGAAUCAUCGUAUGCCCCGGAAGAUAGAUUAUUACGAGCUAUCCUUGGAAUUCAGGUAUCUACUUCAAAGGAAACCUGUCUAAAACUACCUAUAGGUGGUAGGGGUCGAGUGAUUGAUGUGAGAUGGAUCAGGAAACGGGGGGGUUCCAGCUAUAAUCCAGAAACGAUUCGUGUAUAUAUAUUACAAAAACGUGAAAUCAAAGUCGGCGAUAAAGUAGCUGGAAGACAUGGGAAUAAAGGCAUCAUUUCAAAAAUUUUGCCUAGACAAGAUAUGCCUUAUUUGCAAGAUGGAAGACCAGUUGAUAUGGUCUUCAAUCCGUUAGGGGUGCCUUCACGAAUGAAUGUAGGACAGAUAUUUGAAUGCUCCCUUGGGAUAGCGGGAGGUCUGCUAGAUACACAUUAUCGCAUAGCACCGUUUGAUGAGAGAUAUGAGCAAGAGGCUUCAAGAAAACUUGUGUUUUCUGAAUUAUAUGAAGCCAGUAAACAAACAGCAAAUCCGUGGGUAUUUGAACCCGAAUUCCCGGGAAAAAGUAUAAUAUUUGAUGGAAGAACGGGAGAUCCUUUUGAACGGCCUGUUAUAAUAGGAAAGUCUUAUAUAUUAAAGUUAAUUCAUCAAGUUGAUGAUAAAAUACAUGGACGUUCCAGCGGGCAUUAUGCACUUGUUACACAACAACCCCUUAGAGGAAGGGCCAAGCAAGGGGGUCAACGGGUAGGAGAAAUGGAGGUUUGGGCUCUAGAGGGAUUUGGUGUUUCUCAUAUUUUACAAGAGAUGCUUACUUAUAAAUCGGAUCAUAUUAGAGCUCGCCAAGAAGUUCUUGGUACUACGAUCAUUGGAGGAGCAGUGCCUAAACCGGAAGAUGCUCCAGAAUCCUUUCGAUUGCUCGUUCGAGAAUUACGAUCUUUGGCUCUGGAACUGAAUCAUUUCCUUGUAUCUGAGAAGAACUUCCAGAUUAAUAGGAAGGAAGCUUAAUCGGAAUGAAUCAGAAAUUUUCUUCUAUGAUCGAUCGGUAUAAACAUCAACAACUCCGAAUUGGAUUGGUUUCGCCUCAACAAAUAAGCGCUUGGGCCAAAAAAAUCCUACCGAAUGGAGAGAUUGUUGGCGAGGUGACAAAACCCUAUACUUUUCAUUACAAAACGAAUAAACCAGAAAAAGAUGG
This is a messenger RNA of Linum trigynum, 5777 nucleotides long. The record is from the annotation of a GenBank genome assembly. NCBI's taxonomy places the organism in Eukaryota, Viridiplantae, Streptophyta, Magnoliopsida, Malpighiales, Linaceae.